Messenger RNA from Colletotrichum chrysophilum, 696 nucleotides. RefSeq lists its product as uncharacterized. Gene Ontology annotation, molecular function: pectate lyase activity. The coding region runs from base 1 to 696 and encodes 231 amino acids. Lineage: Eukaryota; Fungi; Ascomycota; Sordariomycetes; Glomerellales; Glomerellaceae. Gene Ontology annotation, biological process: pectin catabolic process. Gene Ontology annotation, cellular component: extracellular region. The record is from RefSeq and is a predicted model, not a curated record. The transcript has 5 exons.
AUGUUCGGUAACCGCAUCCUCGCAGUCGUAGCUGGUCUUGCAGCGCUCCCCACGGCCCUCGGCUGCUUGGGCUACGAGGGAGGCCUUCCAACUCCUACCUCAACGAAGAAGAUUUCUGCUCCGAUUUAUGUUCGAUCUGGUCAAGUCUUUGAUGGAGGCUGGGCCAAGUACGACAGAAGCCCCACGUCUUGCAAUGGGCAGCAAGAGGGAGGCGAGAAAGACACUGCAUUCGUUCUCGAGAAGGGUGCCACACUCCGAAACGUAAUCAUCGGCAAGACCGCCGGCGAAGGCGUAUACUGCCUCGGAGGUGGUUGCAACAUCGAGUUCGUGUGGUUCGAGGAUGUUUGUGAGGAUGCUAUCUCGAUCAAAGAAGACAAGGCCGGCGACGUGACAUGGAUCGUCGGUGGAGGUGCUUACCACGCUUCCGACAAGAUCAUCCAGCACAACGGCUGCGGAAAGGUCAAUAUCAUCAACUUCUAUGCUGAAGACUAUGGAAAGGUCUACCGGUCUUGCGGAACUUGCCAGAAGUGUGCGCGUGAAGUUUACGUCGAGGGAGUCACUGCCCGCAAGGGCGGUGAAGUUGUUGGAAUCACCAAAGCCAACGGCGACAAGGCAACUCUCAAGAACGUCUGCACUGACGCGAAGACGCCCUGCCAGAACUACAGCGGUCCCGGUGUCAAGGACGGCGCCUGUUAA